ACGAUUUUGUGGCGGUGGUGUAAUUGUUUGACAGCUAAAAAAUAGAAGAGCAAGAACCUUUCUGAUUUACGAACCCCAAAUAAUACAUAUAAAUUUAGAGGCAUAGGGAACCCUCUCGAUGCGUGACUGAUUGUUGGUUAUCUCAAUAUUCCAGUUCCCAGACCUCAUAUCCACCGCCGCGACCGCCGCCGCCGCCACCACCACCGCCAGCAUGACUAGUAGAGGAGGAGGAGUUCCCGGAGGAGUAGGCAGAGACCGAUUUCGAAGAGAAUUUUCUUCUUCUCGAUUCGAAUCGAGUAGUGGUAACAGUAAGAGAGGGAAUAACCCGCCGUCGAGGCAUCUAUGGGUGGGGAAUUUAUCUCACAGUAUAGUAGAGGCCGAUUUGACAGAUGAAUUCCUGCAAUUCGGAGACCUGGAUAGCGUUGCAUUCCAGCCGGGACGCAGCUAUGCUUUUGUUAAUUUUAACAAGGAAGAGGAUGCGAUUGCGGCCAUCAAGUCUCUCCAGGGUUAUCCUCUCGCCGGCAACCCUCUUAGGAUUGAGUUUGCUAAGGCGGACAAGUCAUCAACACCAUCACAUGAUGAAGAUUACUUGCAACGGCGAGAUGAACAACGCCUUACAUUAAGGGGAUCCCCUUUCUUGCAGAGGGACUCUAGAGCGCGUAAUGCUAGCCCUGAAACUUUUUACCCUGAUAAAUCCAAGAUGAGCGAUAGUAGUGCAGAACCUAGUGAGGUAUUAUGGAUAGGUUUUCCAGCUUUACUAAAGGUGGAUGAAAUGAUCUUACGGAAGGCUUUUUCACCAUUUGGUGAGAUUGAAAAGAUCACUGUAUUUCCAGGUCGUAGUUAUGCUUUUGUGAGGUUCACAAAUCUAACAUCAGCUUGCAGGGCAAAAGAAACUCUUCAGGGGAAAUUAUUUGGCAACCCUCGUGUGCAUAUUUGUUUUGCCAAGAAUGAAGCUGGGUCUUCAAAUAGUGGAAGGACCCCACUCUCUCCGCAUUACAAGCCAAACAGUCGCCAAGGAGGCCCUGAGAACUUCCGGCAGGAUAGGGAUUUUGGGACUGCAGAUCCCAGUAUCAGAUCUCCUCAUUUCAACUCAGAUUUGGAUCCUGCGGGUUCUGAUGUCUAUGGCCUUAACAGGAAGGGAACCUUGCACCAUGUUGGAAACGGUGCAUUUGAUAACUGGAGGUUUGGAGAAGAACUAGGACCACCACCAGAUGUGUAUGAACGACUUGGUAGUCCUACAAGAGGGAGGGAUGCCCACUUCCAUGAAUUUGUUAAAAAGAACCCUCAGAAAGGUCCUUUUUAUGAAGAACCAUGGGAUUUACCAGAAGAUUCCUAUCUGUAUCAUGAAGCCAAGAAGUUGAAGACAGGCUCCUUUCCUCCUGACAAGGAACUUCCAGAGUAUCCUUACUCUGAUUUAGAACAGGAAAGAAGAGCUUUCCCUAGGGCAUUUUCUGAUUUUCCCCAACCAGAGGCAUUUGAUAAGAACUUGGAGGCUGGACCUUUUGGAUACACACCAAUCCAAGACCGGCCAAUCAAUUUAUCACUUCCUCAUGGAGAAAGGAAUGACCCCUGGAAAGUAUCUUAUGACAAUUUCCAGGCUGGCUCUGGUUCUCUGCCUGCAAAUCGUGCUGAGAGGAAAAGAUUCACCCCUGAACCAGAACCAUCCUCUUUGAAGUUAUGGAAAUGGGAAGGGACUAUAGCAAAGGGAGGCACUCCUGUCUGUCAUGCUCGCUGCUUUCCCGUGGGAAAAGCGCUAGACUUUAUGUUGCCUGAUUUCCUGGAUUGCACUGCAAGAACUGGUCUAGACAUGCUUGCAAAACACUACUAUCAAGCAGCUUCUGCUUGGGUUGUGUUCUUUGUCCCUGCUAGUGAUGCAGAUAUGGGAUACUACAAUGAACUCAUGCACUAUCUGGAGGAGAAGCAGCGUGCAGCAGUUGCUAAAUUGGAUGAUAAGACCACCUUGUUUCUUGUACCUCCAUCUGAUUUCUCAGAGAAAGUACUGAGAGUACCUGGCAAAUUGAGCAUAUCUGGUGUUAUUUUGAGAUUAGAGAAUUCUGGUUCAAAUCUUGGGCCUCUUCACCAUCCAAACGAAAAAAGGGAUAUGAACAUACUGCCAUUUCACAGGGAUCCAUCGUAUCCAAAGCCACCAACACAUUCAGGUCAGUUUCCUGCAAUGGUGUCCUUUUCAGAUUUGAGUAGAUCAGGAGGUGAUCCAGCUUUCCUGGGGAAUGUGGCUUCAACAGCUCCACCUGUGGCAUUUUCUGGUCCGGCCCAUCCUGCUGGAAGUAUAUCUGAUUCCUACAAUGAGAAUAGGCAUCAUUAUCAUCUCCAACAGCAGAACUCCACAUUGAGGCCCAACUGGUCUCCUCACCAUUCGCAGAGCAUUGUUUCUGGUAAUAGAAAUGUACCGUCACAAGCAGCCAAUACUGCUGUUGAUCCUGUUAUUCCAGAUCAUCACCCAGUCCUUCCAAGGACAGUGCAAGAAAAUGGCCCCACACAUUUUGCAAGUGGAAUGUCAACCAAUCCAUUGUCUGGAAACAGCAAGUCGACCUUUCAGGAAACCAAGCCUUCUGUUCCAGUGUCUUUGCCUAUUGCAGGUUUGCAACCACAACAACUUGCACAAUUAGCAUCAUCUCUUCUAGGGCAGCAGAGGGUAUCGGGUAAUAAUUCAAAUGGAUCUGCUAGUGAGGAUUUUAAGCCGACAGUGAAUCAGUCUGACAACCAAGUUGGAAUAGCACAGGCACAUGGUUUGCACAAAAAUCAGGUGGGCUCUGAGAUCCCGACAUCUCAGUUUAGUCAAUUGCAACAGAUGCAACAGCAGCAGGUAUCAAAUGUGCCUACUUCAGUGCCACCCCCAGUUAGAAAAGAUCUUCAGCCAGGGGCUCAGGGUAAUCAACGGAUGCAAAGUGCUGGCACACAGGAAGAAGCAGAUGGAGAUCCACAAAAGCGUCUGCAAGCAACAUUACAGCUCGCAGCAGCUCUUCUUCAGCAAAUACAACAAGGGAAAGGAACUUGAGUGGUGCCUGAUUAUGUUGAUUCCUCCACUACCAUGUGAGUGAAGUAGGUAAAAUAGCUUUUCUUCAGAUGAUGCUACAGAAUGUCUCCCUAGUAGCACUAUUAACCAAAAAAGUAUUGCUGCAAUUGAGUAAUGCCAGUGCUGUGUUCUGCUAUAUUUUGUGUGGCGAUGACAUGCUGCUUUAUGUCUCCUUUCUUUGUUGGCUUGAUCGGAAGAGUGAGGACUUGUAGCUGCAUGGCUCCAGGAAAUACUAAGCUCUUAUGCAGGUCCAUUAAAACUAGAUCCAUGAUUCAUCUUUAUUCCCUUUAUCCCCCCCCUUCUGUUGAAUAGAACUAUAUUAGAUCUCUGCAUCUGGUUUGGAAUAUAUCAUUGCACAGCUAAUCUAUUCUAAACUUUUACUGGAAAAUUGCAAGUAAUUCCACUGAUGUUUGUUGCUUAGUCGUGCAAAAAUGCUGUGGAAGAAAUUGGUUUCGGCAAAAAUGCUGUUUGUUAAGCAGGCUAUGUAAUGAAAGCCUUAGAAGAGCUGGUUAAUUGACAUGCUUCUCGCUUUUUAAGCCCU
This is a messenger RNA of Populus euphratica (Euphrates poplar), 3575 nucleotides long. Its product is annotated as RNA recognition motif (RRM)-containing protein. NCBI's taxonomy places the organism in Eukaryota, Viridiplantae, Streptophyta, Magnoliopsida, Malpighiales, Salicaceae. The transcript has 4 exons. The coding region runs from base 212 to 3016 and encodes 934 amino acids. Gene Ontology annotation, molecular function: RNA binding. The record is from RefSeq and is a predicted model, not a curated record.